CAUUUGAACAUCAAAGAUUAAGAAACAAGAAUGUGCAAACUACACAUAUUGAUGAUACCAUAUCCAGUACAAGGCCAUGUUAUUCCCUUAAUGCAGCUAGCUCAAUCCUUAGCCAAAUAUGGCUUCAAGAUCACUUUUGUCAACACAGAGUCCACACACAAGAGUAUUCUAACUUCUUUAUCAGGAAAAAAUAGUUUGCAUGAUCAGAUUCAUCUGAUUUCAGUUUUAGAUGAAUCAGAAUCAGGGGAAGAUAAGAAUGUGCCUGGUAAAUUAUCUGAAGCAAUCUUUAAAAUCAUGCCUGGAAAAAUUGAGAAGUUGAUUCAACAAACUAAUGAAUCAGAAGACGAAAGGAUCACUUGUAUUAUUGCUGAUCAGAGCCUUGGAUGGGCUCUGGAACUUGCAGACAAAAUGGGAAUCAAGAGAGCAGCCUUCAUAACUGCUGCAGCUGCUAAUUUGAUACUUGGAUUUAACAUUCCAAAGUUGAUUGAUGAUGGCUUAAUUGACAAUGAUGGGACUCCAACAAUAAAAGAUCAUACUUUUCAGUUUGAACCAACUAUGCCAAUCAUGAACACAUCAAAUUUACUUUGGACAAGCAUGGGGAAUUCAACAAUGCAGAAAAUCAUAUUUAACAUGUUGGUUCACAACAAUAAAUCUGUGAAAUCAGCAGAAUGGCUUAUUUGCAACUCAACAUAUGACCUUGAACCAGGAGCCUUCAAAUUAGCACCAGAGAUAAUGCCUAUAGGUCCACUUUUGUCAAUCAACUCUCUCGAAUCAAGCACGUUGCCUCUUGAAGCAGAACCCCGUAUUUCUUCUAAAGAAUCUCCUAAUUCACUAGCCGGAUCCUUCUGGCCUGAGGACUCAACUUGCCUAAACUGGCUUGAUCAACAACCAUUAUGCUCAGUUGUGUAUGUAGCCUUUGGGAGCUUCACAAUAUUCAAUGAAACUCAGUUUCAAGAAUUGGCAUUAGGGCUUGAACUAUCAAACAAACCAUUCUUAUGGGUUGUGAGAACUAAUACUCUAGAUGCUAAAACUGAUAUUUUCUUGAAAAAAAUUGUAGAUAAAAUAGGGAGGCAAAAAGGGAAAAUAGUGAGUUGGGCACCACAACAAAAGGUUUUAAGUCAUUCUAGUAUAGGUUGUUUUGUUAGUCAUUGUGGUUGGAAUUCUACAAUAGAAGCAAUAAGUAAUGGUGUUCCAAUCUUGUGUUGGCCUUAUUUUGCUGACCAAUUUAUGAACCAAAGUUAUAUUUGUGAUAUAUGGAAAGUUGGAUUAGGACUAAAGAAAGGGGAAAAUGGGAUUAUUAGUUGUGGAGAAAUUAAGGAUAAAGUGGAACAAUUGCUAGGUAAUGAUGUAUUCAAGAAAAGAGCUUUGCAAAUCAAGGAAAUGAAUAUGAGCUCAGUGAAAGAAGGUGGAAAGUCUCACCAGAAUUUGAUAAAUUUUAUUGAAUGGAUUAAAUCAUCAUAGGAAAUUGAAGGAAGAUUUGUGUGUUUCUGCUUAAAUUCAUGUAUUUUUUAUGCU
Solanum verrucosum is the source of this 1515-nucleotide messenger RNA. RefSeq names its product UDP-glycosyltransferase 83A1-like. The record is from RefSeq and is a predicted model, not a curated record. The transcript has 2 exons. The coding region runs from base 31 to 1461 and encodes 476 amino acids. Gene Ontology annotation, molecular function: UDP-glycosyltransferase activity. Lineage: Eukaryota; Viridiplantae; Streptophyta; Magnoliopsida; Solanales; Solanaceae.